AUGCGCAGCCUCAUCGGUCUUGUACUGCUUCCACUAGCAGCAGCGGUUCCCCAUGCCUCAUACAACUCACACCAUACUUACGACUACAUUGUUGUCGGAGGUGGCACUAGUGGCCUCGUUGUUGCAAACAGAUUAUCAGAGCAAAAGAACACUACCGUCCUCGUGAUCGAAGCCGGCGGCUCCGUAUAUAACAAUCCAAAUGUAACCGACACUCUCGGAUAUGGUAAAGCAUUCGAUACAGACAUUGACUGGGCCUACAAAACGACAAACCAAGAAUAUGCUGGUGGAAUCUCACAGACGGUACGAGCUGGAAAGGCACUCGGAGGAACAUCGACCAUCAACGGCAUGGUCUACCUUCGUGCCCAGGCAGCCCAGAUCGAUGCGUGGGAGACUGUGGGAAACAAGGGCUGGAACUGGAAGAAUAUGCUCCCAUACUUCAAGAAGAGCGAACAGUUGCAAGAUCCGGCACAUUACCCAUUCUUGGAUGGAUCGGGAGUUGCCUUUGAUCCGGCCUACCACGGCUUUACUGGGUCUUUGAAGGUCGGUUGGUCUUCAACACAGUUGAACGAUGGUCUCGCCCAGAAAAUGAACGCUACCUACCAGAACCUCAAGGUCCCUGUUCAGUACAAUCCGGACCCCAAUGGCGGAGAUAUGAUUGGAUACAGUCUGUAUCCCAUGACUGUUGAUUCUGAGCUCAACAUUCGCGAGGAUGCUGCUCGUGCCUACUAUUAUCCUUAUCAUAAUAGAACCAAUCUUCAUGUCUGGCUUCACACAAACGCCAACAGAAUUACCUGGAAGGAUGGCCAUGAUAUCACCGCAAGUGGUGUCGAAGUCACCCUGUCCAACGGCACAACCACUGUAGUGACGGCUACCCGGGAAGUAAUUCUCGCUGCCGGUGCACUGAAGUCGCCCGUUCUGCUCGAGCUUUCUGGUAUCGGGAACCCAGACAUUCUUUCGAAGUACGGAAUCACCCCCAAGGUUAACCUGCCAACUGUUGGCGAAAACCUGCAGGAUCAAAUGAACAACGGGCUCCAGUUCGAUUCAAAGACCAGCUACAACAACAAGAGUGCCGAUUACGUUUCCUACCCCUCGGCAGCUCAGCUCUUCCCUAACUCUACAACAGUCGGAGUCGAGCUUCUUCGCAAGCUCCCCGCUUAUGCAGCCCAGGUUGCAUCCGCCAACGGUAACAUCACCAAAGCCCGCGACUUAUACCGCUUCUUUAAGAUCCAAUGGGAUUUGAUCUUCAAGUAUGGUAUCCCUGUCGCGGAAAUUCUGCUAGAGCCCUCUGGAACCAUGUACGACACCGAAUACUGGGGAUCUGUUCCGUUUUCCCGCGGUAGCGUUCACCUCUCUUCUGCAGACCCUACGGCGGCGGCUAUCAUUGACCCAAAGUACUUUAUGCUGGACUUUGAUCUACAUGCUCAGGUACAGGCGGCGAGGUUUAUUCGGGAGGUCUUCAAGACUAAGCCAUUUGCUGAUAUGGCUGGUGCUGAGACCAGCCCUGGUCUUUUGACUGUGGCUGCUGAUGCGGAUGACAAGGACUGGGCUGAUUUCAUCAAGGGUAACUUCCGAUCAAACUUCCACCCGAUUAGCACAGCUGCCAUGAUGCCCAAGGAUAUUGGUGGUGUCGUCGACUCAUCAUUAAAGGUUUACGGAACCUCAAACGUUCGUGUUGUGGAUGCUUCUGUCUUGCCGUUUCAGGUCUGUGGUCACCUCCAGAGUACCGUCUAUGCGGUCGCCGAGCGUGCGGCCGAUAUCAUCAAGGGCCGGUUGUAA
Messenger RNA from Penicillium coprophilum, 1776 nucleotides. RefSeq names its product GMC family oxidoreductase. The transcript is spliced from 3 exons. Bases 1 to 1776 code for a protein of 591 amino acids. Lineage: Eukaryota; Fungi; Ascomycota; Eurotiomycetes; Eurotiales; Aspergillaceae. The record is from RefSeq and is a predicted model, not a curated record. Gene Ontology annotation, molecular function: oxidoreductase activity, acting on CH-OH group of donors; flavin adenine dinucleotide binding.